UUGUAACUAUACGUGUACCGCUACCUGUGUAGCGACAAGUGGUCGUCCAUCGUGGCUUAUCGCUUGGUGCUUAGUUUAUGAGUUUACAGUGCUUCACACCCGAUUAUGCUGUGUAGACACGCGGACGCGCAUCAGCAGUAUGGAUGUAUUCCUUUAUACACUGUUAGUGUUCGCACAUCUUUUACGUGAAUUGUACGCUGCGAUUUGCUAUGCGUGCGAUGCGGUAUAUCGGAGGUGCACGGAAUCCCAAUGUGCGACAGCGGAGCUCGAUCAGCUCGUUCGCACGCUUACCUAUACGAAGAAGGUACCCAGGCAUCUGGUGAUUGUACUCGGACUGUACGACGAGUCUGUUCUAGACUGUGUGCGUAUCAUUGGAUGGUGCAAUACACUUGCUAUACCUUACAUCAGCUUCUUUGAUUGUCAUGGUUUCUUGAAGAAAAAUGAAUUCAGUCUUAAAGAAGAAUUCGCGAGAAAGCGACCUGAUUUAAUAGAACAUAUUACUUGGAAUCCACAUAUAAAGGCACUUAGUCAAAAUGGAGUAAUUGAAAGCAAGUCAAAAAUAAAUGUAUCAUUACUGUCGGAUAUAGACAGUAAAGGAAAAAUAACAACAUUGGCGCAGUCAUUGGCGAAGAUUGUAUCUUCGGGGAAUCUUGAUCUGGAAGAAAUUACAGACGAACUAAUUACUGAAAAAUUACAAAUAAAAGGGAUGCCUGAUCCUGAUCUUGCUUUAAUACAUGAUUAUGCUUGUUCCACGCAUGGUGUACUACCAUGGCACACAAGAACGACAGAAAUUUUAAUGCUGCCGCUGUACGUUAGUCUCUCAGUGAAAGAUUUCACGUGUCUAUUAGGGAGGUAUAACAAAUGUGUACAACGGCACGGUAAAUGAUAUGUAAUUAUCCUUAUUUAUACAAGAGAUAUCGUGUUGAAAUAAGAAAUAAAUUGUCAUAAAAACUGAGUACGGAAUAUGAUUAUUUCACAUACGCUACAAAUACAAAAAUUAACUUUUGUGAUC
Messenger RNA from Cyphomyrmex costatus, 1012 nucleotides. RefSeq names its product transport and golgi organization 14 (gene Tango14). The record is from RefSeq and is a predicted model, not a curated record. The transcript is spliced from 4 exons. Bases 140 to 886 code for a protein of 248 amino acids. Gene Ontology annotation, cellular component: endoplasmic reticulum membrane; dehydrodolichyl diphosphate synthase complex. Lineage: Eukaryota; Metazoa; Arthropoda; Insecta; Hymenoptera; Formicidae. Gene Ontology annotation, molecular function: ditrans,polycis-polyprenyl diphosphate synthase [(2E,6E)-farnesyl diphosphate specific] activity.